Molecule: messenger RNA, 1005 nt
Organism: Lottia gigantea (owl limpet)
Lineage: Eukaryota; Metazoa; Mollusca; Gastropoda; Lottiidae
Exons: 7
Coding region: 1-1005 (334 amino acids)
Biological process (GO): protein folding
Cellular component (GO): cytoplasm
Source: RefSeq, a predicted model, not a curated record
AUGGCGGGAAGUGUUGACCAGUAUGACGCAGCUCUCCUCGGAAUUUUGCAAAAUGAAGGGAAUAUAUCCAAUUUUCUUCAAGUUAUGUUUGGAUUUCUCUUCCGAAGAACUGAUUUCUAUUUGAUUAUGAAAGGUGAAAAUGAUAAACUGGGAUUUCCACAAGGAAUGGCUGACAAGCUUGUCUUGCAGGUUAGAAAAUUAAAUUCCAAUCAAUCUAUUACAGAAACAGUCAAAACUGAAGACCCAUCUCAACAAGCUAGUUCCAGCAAAACAAGUAGUGACAUAAAUGAAGUUGAAAUAGAAACAUUACCAGGAACCAGUGAAAGCAAUGCUCCACAGAAUGUUGGUGGUUCCAGAACUAUUCCAGCUGACAGUGCUGUGACCAGCGAUAUCCCUUCCAGAGAACCACACCCAGAACAGCAGCAGGUGUAUCAAGCCAAUGCUGAAAGUUAUAAUGGAGCAGUGAGAGAGAAUUUCGCCUGGUCACAAAGUAUUACAGAUAUUGAUGUUAGAGUAAAUGUACAUAAAUGUAUAACUAAAGGAAAGCAGUGUAUAGUCUCAAUAGACAAGAAACAUAUAAAAGUAGGAUAUAAAGACAGUGAUAAUGAUACAGUUAUACUACUUGAUGAUAAUUUAACUUGGGAAAUACAAAAAGAAGAAUCUAUCUGGAGUCUAGUUCCUGGGGAACAUAUACAUAUUAAUCUAGAGAAGAAGGAAGAGAGAUGGUGGGAGAGUCUAGUUGUUAGUGAACCAAAGAUAAACGUGAGAAAGAUAGACUGUAGCAGACCCAUGACUGAUCUGGAUCAAGAAGCUCAAUCUAAAAUAGGAGAGAUGAUGUUUAAUGAACAACAAAAACGACUUGGUCUACCACAAUCUCAUGAACAGAAAACCUAUGAUAUGAUGAAACAAGCGUGGGACGCUGAAGGGUCUCCAUUUAAAGGACAGCCGUUUGAUGCGUCUAAACUGAGUGUGAAUUCAGGAGGGGUGGUAUCUAUCAAUGAAUAA